AUGGGAGAAGAGUUUGGUAAAUCUGGUUUGUACAUAGACGAUCUCUACACGCUACGAGUGAUCGAUCCGGAGGUUGCUAACGAGACGAACGACUUGCGGGAUGAGUGUGAAAAGUUUACCGAAAAACUUUCCGAAUUCCGACGCAUCAUCGAACAGUUUGCGAACAUCAUCGAAGUGUUCGCGGUGGAAGUUGACCAGGAAAAGAUGCGUGCGGUCGGUGUGCAGAACAUGCUGAAAACGUUCUCCAAGCAGCGCGAAUCCGAGCAGCAACAAAUACAGAGCGAAAUCAUCGAGAAAAUGGUCGAACUAGAUAAGCUAAAAAUUGAAUACCAAUAUCUGCAGCGAAUCGAAUCGGAGCAGCAGGAAAUGAUAGAUAAUUUCUAUCAAAACCAGUAA
Molecule: messenger RNA, 396 nt
Organism: Anopheles coustani
Lineage: Eukaryota; Metazoa; Arthropoda; Insecta; Diptera; Culicidae
Gene: IFT20
Product: intraflagellar transport protein 20 homolog
Exons: 3
Coding region: 1-396 (131 amino acids)
Biological process (GO): centrosome localization; protein localization to cilium; intraciliary transport
Cellular component (GO): intraciliary transport particle B; Golgi apparatus; centrosome
Source: RefSeq, a predicted model, not a curated record